ACCAAGUCGCCCUUCAUAGCUGACAAAGAAUGGCUCGAGGCGGACUACCUAUUGUCAAAUCGUUCUGGUUCUGUCUUCAGGGAUAAAGUUGUUCCUGUAAGCCUCGACUGGGGAAAAAAAAUAGGGAGAUGUGUGGAGCUAUUUAAUCCUUCGCAGACAACUUGUAAUAAGGAUCAAAUAUGUUUAAUACAAUUAAACUCUGGGGAUUAUUAUUGUGUUUGCGAUGACCAAAGGUCAGACUACUACCAAGGAUGUUCAGGUGACUUGAUUUGCAAUACAACGAGAAAUAGUAAUUGCUCUAAAUGUCCUGAUGGUUAUAGUCUUUCUCCUUAUAAGACAUUUCAAGAAUUUCAGUGCCCCUCAUCUAAAAGUUUAAAUCAACUCCUGAAAAGAAACGCUCGAGUCAAAUAUUCGAUAAUCAUAGGUUGCAGUGUUGCGGUUGGAAUGUUGCUACUUCUAAUUGGAGCAUGGUGGUUGUACAAGUUCAUAAAAAGAAGAAAAGCAGUCAAGUUGAAGCAAAUAUUCUUCAAAAGAAAUGGUGGCUUAUUAUUAAAACAGCGCUUGGCUUCCAAUAAUGAAGGAAACAUUGUGAAAACAAAAUUGUUUGCUUCAAAGGAAUUGAAAAAGGCCACCGAUAAUUAUAAUACCAAUCGUAUCCUUGGUCAAGGUGGUCAAGAUACUGUAUAUAAGGGAAUGUUGGCAAAAGGACGAAUAGUUGCAAUUAAAAAGUCCAAGAUAGUUGAUAAAAAGAAAGUUGAAGAGUUCAUUAAUGAGGUGGUGAUUUUAUCACAAAUUAAUCAUAGAAAUGUGGUAAAAUUACUAGGGUGUUGCUUAGAGACAGAAGUGCCUCUCUUAGUCUAUAAGUUCAUUCCUAAUGGAACUCUUUUUCAUCAUAUAAACAAGGAAAAUGAAGAGUUUCCAAUUACAUGGGAAAUGCGCUUACGUAUUGCCACAGAAGUUGCAAGUGCUUUGUACUAUCUGCAUUCAGGGGCUUCUAUACCUAUAUAUCAUCGAGACAUCAAGUCGACAAACAUACUUUUGGAUGAAAAAUAUAGAGCAAAAGUGUCCGACUUUGGGACUUCAAGAUCUAUUACAGUUGAUCAAACUCAUUUGACUACUCAUGUACAAGGGACUUUUGGAUAUGUAGAUCUAGAGUAUUUCCAAUCAAGUCAGUUUACAGAAAAAAGUGAUGCUUAUAGUUUUGGAGUAGUUCUUGCCGAGCUCUUGACUGGAGAAAAGUCCAUUCGUUCAACCAACAUUGAAGAGAAUAGAAGUUUAGUGGCAUAUUUUCACAGUGCAAUAGAAGAAAAUCGUCUAUUCGAAGUCCUUGACACUAGAGUUUUGAAAGAGGGUGGAAAAGAAGAGAUUAUGAAAUUUGCUAAUCUGACAAGAAGAUGCUUGAACCCAAAUGGGAAGAAGAGACCUACAAUGAGAGAAGUAGCAACUGAAUUAGCAGGGAAUAUUAGAGCAUCGGAUUGCAAAACUUUUGUUGUGCAAGACAACUAUAGAGAGAUUGAUUAUCUUGAUUAUGAGACAGCUAUUCUCUUCAGAACUGGUUCAUCUUCUAAUACUAGAUCGUCUUUUUGAUAGUGUCACUUUGAU
This is a messenger RNA of Pistacia vera, 1602 nucleotides long. Its product is annotated as wall-associated receptor kinase-like 22. Gene Ontology annotation, cellular component: plasma membrane. The transcript has 3 exons. The record is from RefSeq and is a predicted model, not a curated record. Bases 445 to 1587 code for a protein of 380 amino acids. Lineage: Eukaryota; Viridiplantae; Streptophyta; Magnoliopsida; Sapindales; Anacardiaceae. Gene Ontology annotation, biological process: cell surface receptor signaling pathway; protein phosphorylation. Gene Ontology annotation, molecular function: ATP binding; protein serine/threonine kinase activity.